Messenger RNA from Pelmatolapia mariae (spotted tilapia), 5996 nucleotides. Its product is annotated as KIAA2013 ortholog. The record is from RefSeq and is a predicted model, not a curated record. Lineage: Eukaryota; Metazoa; Chordata; Actinopteri; Cichliformes; Cichlidae. The coding region runs from base 621 to 2438 and encodes 605 amino acids. The transcript has 2 exons.
ACAUGUUCUCUGUCAGUUCAGACAGACAGUCGCUGUUAUGGAAAGUAAACACUGAUCUCCUCCCCUCUGACUGCAGCUGUCGUUAUUCAUGUUGUACCCAAACAGCAGGAAGCAUAAAGCACCAGUAGCUCCACUUUGCUCUGGCCGGAGCUGUGGAAUGAUCAGUUCCGCAGGGUUUUCCUGUCCAGCGCUGUUUGUCGUAAAGUUACUGGUUUUUGCGACAGUUCCGGUCGUUAUGUUUGCCGAUCGUUUUUUUUUUUUGCCGAUUUGCUUUACGACAUCUUUGACAAACCAGAAGUGUCAGCCUAUGGCAAAGUUGUUUCUGGAGAGAAUUGUUUUAAUUAUUUAUUCGUUUUUUUCUAGUUGAAGUCAAACGGAGAUCUUGAUGUCUCACUUCUGAGGAUACGAGAGAAGCUUACAAUGCGAGAAGCGUCCGCACAUUUUGUGCAGCUUUUGUCCACAGUGCUAGCUAACGAGCUCAUUUAGCCUGAAUCCUGUUUGUCAGCUUUCGUUCCUGGAGAAAGUACGAGCGAAAUUCCAUGUGAGACAUCCUCGCGUGUUCACCCCGAGCCCUCUGGGUGCUGUCCUUAGCAGACUCACAGCCGGGUUUUGAUCGUAAAAUGUGGCUACAGCAACGACUGAAGGGGCUACCAGGCUUGUUAUCGAGCAGCUGGGCGAGAAGACUCCUUAUAGGACUGUUGCUCUUCCUCAUUUUCUAUUGGUACCUGGGAGCCGAGCGAAGAUGGAGGUUGUUCGGUGGCUCGGCCAUGCCCGGAGGGGCGGCCGGCCAGUGUCUCUUGACUGAGAUCUACAGGUGGAGGUCUCUGGUAGACCGAGGAGAAGGCAUAUACAGCACACCUCAGGAACGGCUAGACACGCCUUUUGUCACUGGAAACGGCCAUAUUCUGAUUGAUAUUGAGUCUAACAAACUUUGGGUAGCCUCAUCCUCACAGCCCGGCUCGGCUCCAGUACACCAGACUGAGUACUCUCCCAGAGUCACCGUCAGCCUGGAUGGGGCGCUGGCCGAGGCUGAGGCUAACAUGCUGUGGUUCCGGAAGGGAUCGGUCCUGUCAGUCCGCUGCGCCUCACCAGCCACCCUGCAGUCAGCCCGAGACUGUGUCACUAUUAGAGAGGAGUUUAUUGCUCACAGAAGCAGACCUAACGUAUUUCUGCAGCGAAUCCAUAUCAACAAUCCCUCCGAUAGGGCGCUAAACCUGGACUUAUCGUCUGGAAAUCCCUCUUUCGGUAGCAAGUUCUCCACCAGUGUGGAGAAACUGGAGGACAGAGAGGUAGUCCUCUCCUCUGGCAGGGUGCCGGUGGAAAAAAAUAGGAUGGUUCUGGUCGUGGUGGUCACCAAAAAGCUAAGCAGCAGGAUCCAUGUUUUGGCUAAGUCAGAGCAUGUAGACAACAUUGUGAGUGUGGUGUGGACCUCAGAGUCCAUCGAGUCCUCAAUGCUGGAGGAGACCUUCAGCGCCCUCAAAGACGGAGCCAAAAAGGAGCUGGAAGAGUUGCUGAGGACCAGUGAGGAUGACCUGGUCAAACACCACCAGGAAGCCUGGAGGGAGCUCUUCAUUUCAGGUAUUGAAAUGAGGAAGAUCAUAGACUCCCACACGCCAUCGAGCCGCACUGUGAACACCACCCUCUACUACAUCUUGUCCUCCUCCGCGGCUCCGCUUCUGGACCAAAGGUUAAAUGGCGAGGAGCGUGCCAGUCUCGAAUCCAGUCUCAACUACGCUGACCACUGCUUCAGCGGCCACGCUACCAUGCAUGCAGAAAACCUGUGGCCUGAGAGAGUAAGCAGCACUGCUCAGAUCCUGCAGCUGGUCACGCUGUGGACUCUGACUUUGCACAAAAGAGGCUGCAAGGUGUUGGUAGCUGCUGGGGCCCAUGGAGUCAUGCAGGGCAUGGUGCUCAGCUUUGGUGGCCUUCAGUUCACAGAGAACCAUCUUCAGUUCCAGACCGACCCAGACGUGCUGCACAACAGCUACGCAUUGAGAGGCAUUCACUACAACCAGGACCUCAUCAACUUGGCGGUGCUGUUGGAUGUGGACGGAAAGCCUUUUCUCCACGUGUCGGUAAAGCCGCAGGAAAAGCCGGUGAAGCUGUAUGCCUGUGAGGCCGGCUGCCUCAACGAGCCCGUGGAGCUUACCUCAGAGAUCAAAGGCCACACCUUCCCCGUCAUGGUGACGCAGCCCAUCACGCCGCUGCUCUACAUCUCCACAGACUUGCGCCAUCUGCAGGACCUCCGCCACACUCUGCACCUCAAGGCCAUCCUCGCUCACGAGGAACACAUGGCCAACAGGUACCCAGGCCUGCCCUUCCUCUUCUGGUUCAGCGUGGCCUCGCUCAUAACUCUCUUCCACCUUUUCCUGUUCAAGCUCAUAUACAACGAGUACUGUGGGCCCGGAGCUAAGCCUCUCUUCAGGAGCAAGGUAUAAACAGCAGAGAUGAAGCAGAACUGAACCCUGAUGUUCUCUGCUCGAGUGUGUGUGUGUGUGUGUGUCGCUGGCUCAGUGCUCUCUCUGUGGGAUGGGUUCUCAGUUUUGACUUUAACCUUUUCUGUCAAUGAACUGUUUUCUAAACUCACAUGGAUCGUUUUGGCAUAAUGGCAUUACACACCUCUCCUUUCCAGCUCUUUCUACAGUUUUUGUUUCGUGUUGAAUGACUUGAUAAAGAUUUUCACUGCACACGUUUACUCUAAGAGACUGAAGGCAAAGUCAGAUCUCAGUUAAAAGCAGAGUAGCAGUAAAUCAUUUAGUCUGCAGUGUCCUCUUAGCACAUCUGUUUGCACUUCAUGUUCGUUGUGGAAUGUAAAACAUUGUUGAUUACAAUGGUGAAAUUUUGAGCACAAGGGGCUACUGUUAUUUUUCUCCUGCUUGCUUACCCAUCAGUCCAGGCUGGUGUCUUAAUUGCCUACAAUAAUGAGUUUUAUGGUCGCUGUCAGGUUAAACAGUAACAAAAAGUCGGGAAAUGAAAAAGAAUAGGAAAAAUGAAUAAAUGUACAAACAGAUAUCUGUGCUGUGAUUAUGCUGAUGCAACCUGGAUUUAGUAAAAUUGGUUUAAUGUUUGAAAUUGAAACCAUGUGAUCUCAGUUUUCUCAAUUCUUUCUCAACUUUUCAACACGUCAAAAAUUCGGAGCUCCUUUUCCAAAUAAUCCCUUUUUUUAAAAAUAGGCUUAACAUGCCAUGUUUAUUACCCACAUAGUGAUGAACGAUCUCUGAAUGAAAUGAAAAUGAUGGUUUCAUUGUUCUAUGACACUGAACAGUCCUCUUGGAGAGUUGUCCAUUAGACAGGACAUCAUGUGUUUUAAAUGUGGAGCAGCAAUAAUCGAACAGCCUCCCACAUGAACUCGCAUUUAAAAGGCACCUUGACUGAAUGUGUGCACAGCCUGUUAUACUAACAUUAAGACCUGAUAUAAUAAUAACAAGCCGCCAUUGUUAUUUAAGUUGCAUUGCAGUCUGGGUAAUUGAACAGAUGGUUCAAACUGAGCUGGAAAACAUAUCUGACAUUAAAGCAAGGCGAGAGCGUCAGUGCAGCCACUGCUGCCCUGCUGAGAGGAAGAGUGGUCAUCAUUUUAUGAUCACCUUAUACUUUAUACACCAGCUGAUUGAACUUGGCUAAACCUCUGGAGUUAUUGCUGCCUCUGUGGUCAGGGUCGUGAUGAGUACCGGUUUGCUUUCAGGAACAGGAACUGCGGCUGUGAUUGGUUUACCACCCAGCAGGAAAGCAUUUCUUAUUUUUCAUGUUUCUCAGACUAUUCAAGGGUGUUUGGACUCUAUCUGCCAUUUGUCAGCUCUUUUAGGUGAUUAGUACCAAGAACACCACAGUAAGUGUUGUGGGUAUUGUCUUCUUCCACAAUCCUUUCUAAUAAGAAAGAGACCAGUGUCACUUCCCCUGAUUCCUUUCAGCUGGAAAUCAAAGCCAAAAGUAGCACACUGUGCCAUGUUUUAUACUUUGUGUAACCUGUUAGAGUGGCAGUUGAUAAAGACUGCUCUGAAGUGCCAUCAGUUUACAUCAUUUACCCAGAGUGCAUUGCUCAUGUAAAGUAAUUAUAGGGUAUAUGUGUCAAACAUUGAGGAUUUUUAAACCAGUGACAGGUACUCCACAGGUUAGUGCUUUCAUUUUGAAAAGCAGUUUUAUGCUCCCAGUAUAAUGUUUGACUGAAACAAGUUCAUGAGUUCAUUUUGGACUAAACCAUCGGCCCAGAAACGCUCUGUUCAUUAACAAUACACAACAAAUAACAGGCAGUCGCAGAAAACAUGAGCCAACGUUAGCGCCGCUCCGACAAUGAAAGGAAAUUUAUGUUAAACUGUGAAAUCUGCAAAUCUGUAUCAUAUCGAUCUGGAAUAUGUAGAUUCUCUCAUUUUUAUCUACUCUGUUAUUUAUUGGUUUGGAGGCAAAUGAAAGGCUAACGUGUUAGCUCUGCAGUCAGGUGUUAUCGGUAUAUUUCAGGGGAGCUUUCUUUCCUGUCUGAUGGUGUCUGCUCAUUUCUUUCUUUCUUCACGUUUUCAGCACAACAAACAAACACACAUCAAUUUGGAAGCAUAAAAUACCAAAAUUGGACAUUUGGACUUUUGGACAUUUGCAAGAGAGGCAGGUUAAACGUUUCUCUGAUCAGCAUGAACCGUGUGCUUUCUUUGCCAGGUCUCUUUCUGCUGUUCCUUUUUCCCUGCGUUUUAAUGAUGUUUUAUAUCAAAUCACUUAAUUAAAUGAUAAGAAAUAUGUGGAUUUGUCUCUGACUCUGUUUUCCCUGCUGCUCUGUGAGAUGUUCCUAUGCUUUGGUCGGGGUCCUGUCACUCUCAGCAUGUCUGUUUUUUUUCUCCUGGGUGGAGUUGUUGGGUUGGGGUAGCCAGUUUCCUCAGCUGUUUUAACCUUCCCCUCUGACUUCACCAGGUGACCAGCAAACAUGAGGAUAACUGCCAUGACUCCUUGGACACUGAUUGAAUGCUGCAGCAGUGUGAUGCACACACAUGUGGUUCUGCUUGAGCUGGGGGGGGGGUAUUAAAAUGGAUGUGCUGACCUGUAUGUCACAGCCAUCAUCUGCUGCAGAGCGCUCCUGUAAAACUAACUGGUUAAAAUGGAAUUUAGUUUAUUUUUUGAAAUGGGACUGUUCAACCAGGUAACCCAGAAAAUGGAGCUCAUAAACUCAAAGCAUGAUCCAAAUCUAUCCAAAAACUAGGUGAAAGCAAAAGUUUCGUACUAAUCGUCAGUGUUGGUUAAAGUGACUGUGACUAACAACAAGGAAACUCAAAUGAAGAAGUGUGUGUAUAUAUAUAUAUGUGUACAUUAUAUAUAUAUUUUAUUCAUCAGAAAAGCUGUUAGGUAUCAUGUGCAAUGUACGUGUUUCUAAUAAUUUAAUAAUAACACUUUCAUUAUAAUAAUUUCUAAGGGAAGCAUGUAGAAUAUGGAAAGUACUGGUCCCAACACACAAUCCUGCAGAACUCGUGCAUGAGGAAAAAUCGUCAUUCACAUAAAUGAUGUAUCAGACAGAUGAGAUUAGACCAGCACAACUAUUUUAAUGCCAACAGUUUAUUCUAGUGUCUGCACAGAGCUCAGUGUCAGAGGCCAUGACAACAUCAUUAGUAACUUGUAGCUCUGCUGUUUUCCAUCUUUACUGAAGCACUUCAAAAACAUUAAUUUGCAACUGACAAUUUAUAACAACUUUAAUAAAAUAAAUAAAUCGAAGGUUAGAAUUGAUUUUAGAUUUUGCAAAAAUACUUGUAUCAACUAAAGGGUUUUAAAAACAAAGCAAACUCAGUUUAUGUAUGUACACAUUUCUACUACUUUUAACAAGUUGCAAAAAAUGUUCUGUAUUUUUCAACUGAGGUUCUUACGUGAGUGUACGUUCAUGAACACGUAGCCGAGAGGAUGUGAAGCUUUUAGUUUCUGCUGUGUGUGCCUUAUAAUGAAGAAAGAAGCUAGGGUGAUUUCUGAUCGUGUAAAUUUAAAGCAAAUGAGUUUUUGUCUUACACUGGGGAGAAUAAAUCACGAAUUAU